This is a messenger RNA of Klebsormidium nitens, 2428 nucleotides long. The record is from the annotation of a GenBank genome assembly. Lineage: Eukaryota; Viridiplantae; Streptophyta; Klebsormidiophyceae; Klebsormidiales; Klebsormidiaceae.
CUGAUCAUGUCAACAGCUGCUUUUUAGGUAGGUACUGUGGACCGUGGUCUGUGCUGGUCCAUGCGUUCCAUGUGCACUGUGAACGAGGGGCUAGACUAGAGGCGCUUGUGUUUUCUUCAAUGCCAUGCGUGCCUUUGGCUCUGCUGUCUUUUAAAAGACCAUAAAUUAGCUCACACUUCCCCCUUUUCAAACAUUGACUCAAACAAGUAGGUGGCUACCGAAUCGUACCGAUACUCUUGUAAGCAAUCUUUUUGCCCCCAUUUCUGCGCACGUCAUCACAUCUGUACAGGUCGACCUUAAGGACAAGUGUCUUUCGAGCUGCCACCAGCUGGGGCCGCUUUCUUUGGGUGUAUGGUGGCGCCACCAUGCCUGGCUCCUUUACAGACCCGGGUUCAUCCAGCGAGCGCAGCCGAUGGGGCCAGCUGCAGUCGCCCCUGCUGUCCAGCUCCCCCACUCCUUACGGCAGCUUCAACAACCUGGGCGUUGCGUCCGGCUCCAGGGGGAAGAAGCUGCCACUGGUGGAUCACAAGGGCCGCAUGAAUGUGGAGAUGACCGGCUUCCCCAAGGGCUUCCUGUACUACAACGACCUGUUCCACACGCUGGUCAACCUCAAGAACUGGCGCUUCACCGCACUCCUCUUUGCCGUCUACUUCCUGCUCUUUGUCGUCUUCGCCAUCCCCUUCUACAUCGACGCUCGUCACAACCGCUGCAUCCCGGGCGUCCGCUCCUUCCUGCACGCCAUCUGGUUCAGCGUGCAGUCUGCGCUGACCAUCGGUUUUGGAGGCGAGAUGGUGCCCAAUCCGGACUGCAAGAUGAGCAACUUCUUGGUGGCGCUUGAGGGCGUCAUCACGUUGCUGGUCAACUACAGCCUGCUCGGCGUCGUGUACGCCCGCUUCUCCCGCCCCGCCAAGCGCGCAGGGACGCUCCGCUUCAGCCGCAACAUGGUCCUAUACGAGGAGGACGGCGUGCCGUGCCUGGCGCUGCGCGUGGGCAACAUCCGCAAGCACCAGAUCAUCGAGGCACACGUGCGCAUGCUGGUGGCCAUCAACCGACCAUAUGCAGCGGAGGACGAAAGCGUAUUCCGCUUCACCACCCUGCCGGUGCUGGGCGGCGGGCAGGUGUUCCUGGGCCUGCCGGCCAUCGUGGCGCACCCCAUCACGCCGUCCUCCCCGCUCUACGGCCUCACCUUCGAGAUGAUGGAGCAGUGCGACAUGGAGAUUCUGGUCCUCCUCGAGGGCGUGGACGCGAGCACGAGCGCGAAGCUGCAGGCGCGCGCGUCGUACCGGCCGUCGGACAUCAAGCUCAACUGCUGCUUCUCCACCAUGGUCACCCGCCAGCCGUCCGGCCGCCGCGCAGUCGACUUCCGCUCCUUCGACGCCGUCGUGCCCGUCACGCCCUCGGCCAUGCGCCGCCCACUGCGCUCGCUCGCCUUCCCCGACGCGUCGUCCCCCUCCCCCAACGGCCGCGGCCGGCAUGGUGCGGGGAUGCGCGUGCGCAGCCGCACCCCGCCGCCCGAGUGGGAGCGGCAGGAGGCCACCGUGGCGUGGUCCAUGCCGUCCGAAGAUCAUCUCUCGCGACUGGAAAAAGAACAGGACGCCAACAUGGCGGUGCGCGGGGCGGGCCCCGGCCCUUUAAGCGCGGACGGGCUGCCCCCCGGCGUGCAGCGCACCGUGGAUGAGGGCCGCCAGAAGGCCGUCGAGCGGGCGGCCGCGCAUGCGGCGCUGGAGAGGACCACCGAAUUCACGCCCGCGCAAGCAGCCGCGUUCCAGGCAGUGUGUACGGAGGCCGAGGGGAAGAUACUGGCUUUGGAGGGGCAAGUGCGGCAGUGGCGGCUCGCCCUGCUGGAGUUGGCGGUCAAAGCCCAGCGAGCGGACCUCGAAACCGUCCGCGAAGACGCCAAGGUAGCCAUGCAGCACGUAAUGGCGGCAGGGGGAGUAUAGUAAGCUCUGUUUCAAAAUAACGUAGGCAUUGUGUGGUGCAUGCUCGAAAAGGUAGGAGGAGAGGGCGACGGAGAAAAUUUUUUCCAACUUUGAGGGGAAGAGAAGCGCAUCAAGCGCGAGUCUAGAUGUAGGGCAGCGGCUACAUUGUCAAGAGACAAGGUCACAAGAGUUUUACUGUGAAGUACUUGCUAAUCAACGUGAUCUGAGAGAGGAUCUGGUCUACAAGGUCGAUCCUGUGAGGUCGAUGCUUCAGUCAUUAUUGACAAGCUACAUAAUGAACGGCUUAGAGAGUCACUGGCGUCGGGAGACCAGUCCCUCGCGACGUCAGCGGCGGACAGCGAUUUUCAGUGGUGCAACGAUUCUGCUCGUGUGGCGUCCAUUUUGAAAAGCGGUGGUUGUCGAACCUGCGCGGCAUGCCACAAAAAGGAGAAAAGUUGCUCAAGCAGAGUUUCGCGAUUGGUAUUGCUCCGGCAGAGUUUCGAUUCACG